Messenger RNA from Thlaspi arvense, 377 nucleotides. The record is from the annotation of a GenBank genome assembly. Lineage: Eukaryota; Viridiplantae; Streptophyta; Magnoliopsida; Brassicales; Brassicaceae.
AGUUUACAGCGAUGGGAAGUCAACAACGUGCGUUGCUUUCAUCCUUGCUAUGUACAAAGCCGCUGGUGUGUUUGGGCCUCUCGCUGAUCACAUUCAAGUCACUGAGUUCACUAUCCGAGAUGCGUAUACUCUGAGGAUAUUUGAAGAUAAUCAGACACGCUUGCCGAGUUGGUGUAACACAGAGGAAGGGAAGCUUGAGUUCUGUCAGAUUUUGGGUGAAUAUAGAAUGGAGUUACCUGCUUAUAACACUAUUCAACCUUACCCCAAUAUGAACGAGAAUUGCCCUUCUUUGCCUCCUAAUUAUGAGAGGCUUUCUAAGUGUUAGAUCAUUUAAUAAACUUGUUUCUCUCUCUCUCUCUCUCUCUCUCUCUCUCUCU